Messenger RNA from Acanthosepion pharaonis, 2616 nucleotides. The record is from the annotation of a GenBank genome assembly. NCBI's taxonomy places the organism in Eukaryota, Metazoa, Mollusca, Cephalopoda, Sepiida, Sepiidae.
AUGGAUCUAUCUAUCUAUCUAUCUAUCUAUCUAUCUAUCUAUCUAUCUAUUUCAAUCAUUUUCUUUCUUUCUUUUUUCUUUCUUUCUCAUUCUGUUUCUUCCUAUCUAUCUAUCUAUCUAUCUAUCUAUCUAUCUAUCUAUCUAUCUAUCUAUGACAGUCUGUUAAUUAUCUAUCUAUCUAUCUAUCUAUCUAUCUAUCUAUCUAUCUAUCUAUCUAUGAUAGUCUUCUGUUAUCUAUCUAUCUAUCUAUCUAUCUAUCUAUCUAUCUAUCUAUCUAUCUAUCUAUUUCAAUCUUUUUCUUUCUUUCUUUUUUCUUUCUUUCUCAUUCUGUUUCUUCCUAUCUAUCUAUCUAUCUAUCUAUCUAUCUAUCUAUCUAUGAUAGUCUGUUAUCUAUCUAUCUAUCGCCAAUUUUCUUUUUUUUUCUUUUUAUUAUCUUCUACCUUUUGUUUACGUCUUCUUUCUUUGAAGUUUGUUUCUUUCCUUCUUUUCUACUUUGUUCUCUCUGUCUCUCAUUUCUUAUCUCUCUUCCGAUAUUUUCUUUCUUUCUUCGUUUCUUUCUUUCUAAUAUGCUUGUUUGAUAUCUUGUUUCUCUCCGUCUCAUUUUUUUAUCCUUGUUCCGAUUUUACCUUUCUUUCUUUCUCGCUCUCACUUACUAUCUUUCGUUCUUUCUUUCUUUCUUUCUUUCUUUCUCGCUCUCACUUCCCAUCUUUCGUUCUUUCUUUCUUUCUUUCUUUCUUUCUUUCUUUCUUUCUCGCUCUCACUUCCCAUCUUUCGUUCUCUCUUUCUUUCUUUCUAGCUCUCACUUCUUAUCUUUCGUUGUUUCUUUCUUUCUUUUUCUCCUUCUUUCUUUCUUUCUUUCUUUCUUUCUUUCUUUCUUUCUUUCUUUCUUUCUUUCUCGCUCUCACUUCCUAUCUCUCUCUCUCACUCUUUCUUUCUUUCUUUCUUUCUUUCUUUCUUUCUUUCUUUCUUUCUUUCUUUCUUUCUCGCUCUCAAUUCUUAUCUUUCUUUCUUUCUGUCUUUCUUUCUCGCUCUCACUUACUAUCUUUCCUUCUCUCUCUCUCUUUCUUUCUUUCUUUCUUUUUCUUUCUUUUCUUCUUUUUUCUCGCUCUCACUUCCCAUCUUUCGUUCUCUCUUUCUUUCUUUUCUAGCUCUCACUUCUUAUCUUUCGUUGUUUCUUUCUUUCUUUUUCUCCUUCUUUCUUUCUUUCUUUCUUUCUUUCUUUCUUUCUUUCUUUCUUUCUUUCUUUCUUUCUUUCUUUCUGUCUUUCUUUCUCGCUCUCACUUCCUAUCUUUCCUUCUCUCUCUCUCACUCUUUCUUUCUUUCUUUCUUUUUUCUUUCUUUUCUCUCGCUCUCAAUUCUUAUCUUUCUUUCUUUCUGUCUUUCUUUCUCGCUCUCACUUCCUAUCUUUCCUUCUCUCUCUCUCACUCCUUCUUUCUUUCUUUCUUUCUUUACUCGCUCUCAAUUCUUAUCUUUCUUUCUUUCUGUCUUUCUUUCUUUCUCGCUCUCACUUCCUAUCUUUCCUUCUCUCUUUCUUUCUUUCUUUCUUUCUUUCUUUCUUUCUUUCUUUCUCGCUCUCAAUUCUUAUCUUUCUUUCUUUCUGUCUUUCUUUCUCGCUCUCACUUCCCUAUCUUUCCUUCUCUCUCUCUCUUUUCUUUCUUUCUUUCUUUCUCGCUCUCAAUUCUUAUCUUUCUUUCUUUCUGUCUUUCUUUCUCGCUCUCUUCCUAUCUUUCCUUCUUUCUCUCUCCUUUUCUUUCUUUCUUUCUUUCUUUCUUUCUUUUUUUCUUUCUUUCUUUCUUUCUUUCUCGCUCUCAAUUCUUAUCUUUCUUUCUUUCUGUCUUUCUUUCUCGCUCUCACUUCCUAUCUUUCCUUCUCUCUCUCUCACUCUUUCUUUCUUUCUUUCUUUCUUUCUUUCUUUCUUUCUUUCUUUCUUUCUCGCUCUCAAUUCUUAUCUUUCUUUCUUUCUGUCUUUCUUUCUCGCUCUCACUUCCUAUCUUUCCUUCUCUCUCUCUCACUCUUUCUUUCUUUCUUUCUUUCUUUCUUUCUUUCUUUCUCGCUCUCAAUUCUUAUCUUUCUUUCUUUCUGUCUUUCUUUCUCGCUCUCACUUCCUAUCUUUCGUUUCGUCUUUCUUCCUUUCUCGCUCUCCUUUCUUUCUUUCUUUCUUUUUUCUUUCUCUCUUACUUUCUCACUCUCACUUCCUAUCUUUCUUUCUUUCUUUCUUUCUUUCUUUCUUUCUUUCUUUCUCGCUCUCACUUCCUAUCUUUCGUUCCCUCUUUCUCUCUUUCUCGCUCUCCUUUCUUUCUCUCACUUCUUAUCUUUCUUUCUUUCUUUCUUUCUUUCUUUCUUACUUUCUUUCUUUCUUUCUUUCUUUCUCGCUCUCACUUUCUAUCUUUCGUGCUUUCUUUCUUUCUUUCCUUCUCUCUUUCUUUCUUUCUUUCUUUCUUUCUUUCUUUCUUUCUCGCUCUCACUUCUUACCUUUCUUUCUUUCUCCUUUUUACCUAUUUCUCAGUUAUUUUUCGUUUCUUUGUUUGUUUGUUUCUUAUUCUUUUAAGUCCCAUCCUCCAUGACCAGAUUCGUCUUCAUCCUGGCUGCCUUGGCAAGAAACCAAAAGAAACAUAA